Messenger RNA from Drosophila montana, 1482 nucleotides. It is a transcript of the gene Rab4, whose product is annotated as Rab4. Bases 228 to 869 code for a protein of 213 amino acids. Gene Ontology annotation, cellular component: recycling endosome; plasma membrane. The record is from RefSeq and is a predicted model, not a curated record. Gene Ontology annotation, molecular function: GTP binding; GTPase activity. Gene Ontology annotation, biological process: Rab protein signal transduction; regulation of endocytosis; vesicle-mediated transport. The transcript is spliced from 4 exons. NCBI's taxonomy places the organism in Eukaryota, Metazoa, Arthropoda, Insecta, Diptera, Drosophilidae.
UGUUCAAUUGUGCAUGUGUGUGUGUGGUAUGUACUGCAGGUGAACAACAACAGUUUCUAGUUAAAAACAAUACGAAAAGUUUUAUAAAUAUCAAGUUUCGACUUUCCCGACUUUUUAAAGCAUUCUUGCAUAGGCAACUCGGGCACGUAUAGGCUAAAAAAGAGGCUUAGCCACCACAUUAGCAACAAACAACAAAGGAACAACACAACGACGCAAAAACAAAUAACAUGUCUGAAACAUACGAUUACCUGUUCAAAUUUCUAAUAAUAGGUAGUGCGGGCAGCGGCAAAAGCUGUCUCUUGCAUCAUUUCAUCGAAAGCAAAUUUAAAGACGACAGCUCGCACACGAUUGGCGUCGAGUUCGGCUCGAGAAUUGUGAAUGUUGGCGGCAAAUCGGUGAAGCUACAAAUAUGGGACACAGCUGGCCAGGAGCGUUUUCGUUCGGUGACACGCUCCUAUUAUCGUGGUGCGGCUGGUGCUCUACUGGUAUAUGAUACCACAACGCGGGAUUCGUUUAAUGCUUUAACAAAUUGGCUAAAUGAUGCACGCACGCUGGCCAGUCCAAAUAUAGUUAUAUUGCUGGUAGGCAACAAAAAGGAUCUGGAGGAGGCGCGUGAUGUUACAUUCUUGGAGGCUAGCACCUUUGCCCAGGAAAAUGAGCUUAUAUUCUUGGAGACGAGCGCCAAAACGGGCGAGAACGUCGAGGAAGCUUUCCUCAAGUGCUCGAAGACCAUACUGGCCAAGAUAGAGACAGGCGAGCUGGAUCCUGAGCGCAUUGGCAGCGGCAUACAGUACGGUGGGACAGCGCUGCGCAAUCUACAGACGCGACAGCGCAGCAUCAGCAAGCCCGAUUGCACCUGUCGAGUGUAGAUGUUUUGGGAGUACUUCACCCAGGUCGCUUAGCAUGCACGCGAACAAUAUCUGUGUAUUAGUUUAGGCGAGCAAAAAUAAUCUCAUUUAAUUUCUAACUACUUGAUACGAAACCGCAUUAGCCUUAGUUAUAUGUACGCGUGUUUGUGUGCGUGUGUCUUUCAUCAGCACUUGUGCGGUCAAAUACUGUUUUGGCCCACUGUGCAAUGUUUCUUCCCAAUUUUGUUAAAAUUGUUAAACCCAAUCUGCUGUGCAAUUUGUGGCAUUCCAAGUUAGUUCGCUUAAUUUGUUUUUUGAUUUAAUUGACUCUACUUCAAUUGCUGAAUUAAUUGUACAAGUUUUUCUUUUAAAACGUUACUUAUAUAUUGUAAAUUGUAAGCUUUUCAAUUAUUGUAAACCAGUGGCGGGCCCAAGCGAUUAUAAAAGCGAUUAACAACUGGAACCGGCCAGUUGGUGUCUGAAUCACCAGCGGACGGAUUGAUAAUUAACAUAAAUGCGCCCAGCAUUUUGUAAAUAAGCGGCGUCAAGUUUGUUUGACAAAGCAAAUUGUAAAGAAUUUUAAAAUGAAUAAUAAUGCACGCGGUAAAUAAAAGCGCAAACUAAAUAAUUAAAA